Salmo salar (Atlantic salmon) is the source of this 1494-nucleotide messenger RNA. NCBI's taxonomy places the organism in Eukaryota, Metazoa, Chordata, Actinopteri, Salmoniformes, Salmonidae. The record is from RefSeq and is a predicted model, not a curated record.
GGUGCAUUCGGGGAUAGCAGAUACCAGAGAGAGGUCAGAGAAACACAGAUUGCGCAAGAUGUCGGUCGUUUGUCUAUCGUCUUUGGGUCGUUGUAGCACCGUGGCAUUCCGUUCUUCCAGUGGAAUGGUGGCGGUUCGGUACGCCCAGACAGCGGCGGCCACAGCACCCCAGCCCAGAGUCAAGAAGUUCCAGGUGUACCGCUGGGACCCAGACACGGUGGGGGACAAGCCCCGCAUGCAGACCUUUGAGAUUGAUCUCAACACCUGUGGACCCAUGGUAUUGGACGCCCUCAUCAAGAUAAAGAAUGAGAUGGACGGCACUCUGACCUUCCGUCGCUCCUGCAGAGAGGGUAUCUGUGGAUCCUGUGCAAUGAACAUCAAUGGAGGCAACACACUGGCCUGUCUGAACAAGAUUGACACCAACACCAGAAAGGCUACCAAGAUCUACCCUCUGCCACACAUGUAUGUGGUCAAAGAUCUGGUCCCUGACAUGAGUAAUUUCUAUGCUCAGUACAAGUCAAUUGAGCCCUACCUGAAGAAGAAGGAUGAGACAAAUGAGGGAAAGGAACAGUACCAUCAGACUGUGGAGGACAGACAAAAACUGGACGGGCUGUAUGAAUGUAUCCUGUGUGCGUGCUGCAGCACCAGCUGCCCCAGCUACUGGUGGAAUGGAGACAAGUACCUGGGACCUGCUGUCCUAAUGCAGGCCUACCGUUGGAUGAUCGACUCGAGAGAUGAGUUCACAGAGGAGCGUCUCUCCAAGCUGCAGGAUCCUUUCUCUCUCUACCGCUGUCACACCAUCAUGAACUGCACUAAGACCUGCCCCAAGGGCCUGAACCCAGGGAAGGCGAUUGCAGAGAUUAAGAAGAUGAUGGCCACUUACAAGGAGAAGAAAUCAGCUGUUGCUUGAACUCUGGGGUCAUGACCCUUGGCGACCCCCCCCCCUUAAAUUAAUCUACAAUUAAGAUGCCCUACAAGUGAGAUCUGCUGGGCCUGCACACUUUUGAACUUCACCAACUCCACACUCCAGCACGACAUUGGACUCCAAGGCAACGGUUGGGAGGGAGGGAGAGAUGUGAGACAUGACCUGCAUACUUCACUAGAAUGAUGGUGCUUUCCUUGGUUCAUUCCCAUUGUUUGGUCUGGUGUGGGUGGGUUUGAGUUGAGGGUGAUGGAUUCACAGACAAGAAAUAUGUCUAUGAUCUGCUCGUCCAUCAUAACUAUAUAGAGUUGAAGUAGGAAGUUAACGUACACCUUAGUCAAAUACAUUUAAACUCCGUUUUUCACAAUUCCUGACAUUUAAUCCUAGUAAAGAUUCCCUGUUUUAGGUCAGUUAGGAUCACCACUUUAUUUUAAGAAUGUGAAAUGUCAGAAUAAUAGUAGAGUGAUUUAUUUCAGCUUUUAUUUCUUUCAUCACAUUCCCAGUGGGUCAGAAGUUUACACACUCGAUUAGUAUUUGCUAGCAUUGCUUUAAAUUGUUUAACUUGGGUCAAA